AUGCUGUCUGUACCGCUUAUCGCUGCGCUGCACGUCGUCUGGGAUAAACUCGUCACGCACGGCGAGGCUUCCAACGAUCCUGAGAAGAGGCCGCAGCUAGAAGAGAAGGGCAGGCGGGGCACUGAAGAGGGUGACGAUGCAGACGGAAAUUGCGGAGAAAACACGCUCGAGGGGGACAGUCAGAACACGGAACGCACAGGAACGUUCGUAAGUUUAGCGUCGUCUUCGAAGACUCCUGCAUCCUGGUGGUCGAAGUUCAAAGCGAUAUUGUUCCCGCCGUACGACCUUGGUUCACCGUCCAAUAUCGACCAGUAUGUGCCAAACUAUCGAUCGACACCUAUUCUUGCAGGAAUUGUGAUCCCGUUCUCGAUCCUCCUCGAAAUCCCUGGUUUAACAGACUACUGGUACAUCCGGACCAUGAACCAUCAUACCGUCGAUUACCGCUCGAACCCUUCUAUACUGGUAGCCGGUCUGUGUAUCUCCAUGGCUAGUGGCAUUAUUGCAAACCUGUGCUUGAUCAUGCGGUUUCUGGAGAAACGCGUCAAGUCGAUGACAAUUCUAUGCGUUGUAUUCUUGACUAUACACGAUGUCAUCAAUAUAGUCGCGGUCACAAUAUUCGGGGUGGCGCAUCGCUACGACGACGGUUUCACAUACGGACAGGCCUUCUGGAUGACCGUGUGCUCGACUAUAGCAUCUGUCGUAACGAACGUCACUCUGAUUGCGGAUGUCGUUCGUACGAAGGAUUUUGCAAAGAGCGGUAGCGGUCUGACCGCCAAGCAACGAGCCCUGGUACUCAUUGUAAUGAUACUCUUGCUACAGAUCGCUCUGGGUUCCGCCGUCAACUCCAAGCUCAACCACUUGACGUUCUUGGAUGGUUUGUAUUUCACUGUCUGCUCCCUCGAGACCAUCGGCUUUGGAGACAUUACGCCGAUUUCCACCGGCGCUCGCGUAUGGAUCUGUGCAUACUCAACCGUUGGGAUCAUCAACCUUGGUGUUGCCGUUGGAAUGGCGCGGGAGACAGUCAUUGAAGGCUUGGAAGUAAGCUAUCGGAAACGCGCCUCCCAACUCCGGGCCUUCCGCCGCUCAGAGCGUGAAAAACGCAAAGCCAUCGUCCGCUGGAAAGCCUCAGUCGAGCAGAAACUUGAAGGCCUCGGUAUACCAGCCUGGAUCCCCGACAAGGACGAUGCGACCCGCCAAGAAACGGAUGAAACCGGCCUGCGGACCAAAGUCUUCCUCGUCAAAGCCCUCGGCGGGAUGGGCUGGACGCACCGGUUCCUCGACCUGCUGCACGUCCACGCCCACCAUCAGCCCGGGUACGACGCGAUGCACUCCUACGCGCGCCCUGGCUACCGGCUGAACAUCGAGGCACUGACGCCAGCGCACCUCGAGGCCUGCGCGCUCGAGGCUGGGGUUCCCCUGGACAUGGUGCUCCCCGACGUCCAGGGUCGCCGCCGGGGGAAGCACGGAGCGCGAGGAGGGAGCGAAAGCCAGCAGCCCGACCACGCUGAUCUGAGCAGCAUUAAGGAUCGGCGCCCGCACGACCGCACGCACGUGCAGAUUGGCCAGAUGGCGGAGAUGAUGACGCGCUUUGCGGUGGGCGUCUUGGGCGCACACUUUUUCAACCAAGGUCAGUCGAACGAGAGUCCCAUCGAAGAGGCGAGAGAGGCAGAGAGCGAGAGGGCCGAGGGUGGGCGCCUCCAUCAGACUCAUAAUGGCGAGGAUCGAGUGAAGAACGCGAAGGAUAGAGUUGCGCGAACUGUCAAGAUGAAAGAUUGGAGAGCGUUGGAGGAGAACUCAAUCUAUGGGACUUACGAUAGCUUUAAAGCGACGUUGGAGAGCGAGGAAAAGAAGGCGUUUAUCACUAAGUUGACUAUAGUGUGGUCUAUAUUCUUUAUCUUCUGGAUGGUAGGUUCCGCGAUAUUCUCGAGGACUGAACGGUGGCCCUUCGGAACUGCUAUGUAUUUCUCCUUCACUACCAUUGGAUAUGGUGACUACUCACCUCGGUCACCGGCUGGACGGGCAAUCUUCGUCGUCUGGGCGCUACUCGGUGUUGCUACUAUGACCAUCUUAAUAUCUGUCAUCUCUGACGCUUAUGGGUCACGAUAUAAGAGCGCCAUGCAUACACCUAUAUUCAACAAAGUCGUCAAGCGAUAUCGAGAACGAGCCCGACAUGAGCCAGGACCGCCGCAGCCGGCGCUAAGGCCUGUAACACCCUCGGGACAACCUAUGCGCCCUCGAUCCGAAACACUGGAAGAGUCUCGCGCGCGUGCUCAACGACAACUGGAGGAGUUGCCUCAUAAAAUCCUCCAAGAUACCCGAACGUUUCAUGAGAAUAUACAGUACUUUCUUAAUACCACGGCUCGGGAUAUGAUUGCUGGCGACUCGGCGGCUGGUGGCGCUGGUGCCGGGAGCGCUGAGUUGCAGCCUCCAGAAGGUCUGAAGAAGUUGCUCGAUGAUAUUGCGGCUGCAGAAGGCAUAGGGGAUGGCGUCAAGAGCCAGAUUCUUCAAGAUGAGGAUGCAAGAAAUACCCUUUUCAUGCUGAGCGUCGAGAAAUCUCUACGGAAAAUGAUCGGUGCCGCAGAAGGGGCUUUACAAGCGUUAGCCGAAAGGGAUCUUCUUGCUGCGGAUCAGAAUCGUAUGGACGAGACGGACCCUCCUUCAAGCCACAGUGAAGUUCAAGAGCUGCCUCGCUAAUACAUACACGUAUAGAAGCAAGCGCGAU
Gloeophyllum trabeum ATCC 11539 is the source of this 2722-nucleotide messenger RNA. Its product is annotated as voltage-gated potassium channel. NCBI's taxonomy places the organism in Eukaryota, Fungi, Basidiomycota, Agaricomycetes, Gloeophyllales, Gloeophyllaceae. The coding region runs from base 1 to 2694 and encodes 897 amino acids. Gene Ontology annotation, biological process: stabilization of membrane potential; potassium ion transmembrane transport. Gene Ontology annotation, molecular function: potassium ion leak channel activity. The record is from RefSeq and is a predicted model, not a curated record. The transcript is spliced from 12 exons. Gene Ontology annotation, cellular component: membrane.